AUGUCAGGCUUGCUCCCCAAGAUAGACCGGUCCAAGACGGUCAAGUCCAAAGACUACCGCGGGUCCAGCUCUUUCGCGACCUUCAUGAUUGUCGGGCCCGUAUGCUUCUUCCUCGGCAUAAUCUUUGCCCAGUUCCCGUACGACUACCCGCUCCUCUGGACCUCCGAGCCUGUCGCCGCGUCGUUCUUCGACCAGCUCGAGACACAUUUGAAAUGGAUGCACCAGUCGCCGCCGCUUAUCGCCCGCCUCCUGCACAUCGUCAUGGCCGUCGGCUUCCUGGGCUUCUUCAUCAAGCUGUUCAAGCCCUCCGAGAGCAACAUGCUCUUCGAUGGCGCCUCCCUGGUCCUCUAUGUCAUCGGCAUGGGGGUCUAUCUGGCGAACAUUGUGAAGGGCUUCAGGACCAUAUCGAGCGAUCUGUGGACCAGCGGGGAGUAUCUGGAGAAGCACGAUGGUCCCCUUACUGGAGAGAUCAUACUGGGGCGGGAUGAUAGCCUGAAGGUGAUGGCCGCGAGCAACACGAUCCUUGCGCUGGUCCUGGUUGGAAUCUUGGUCCUCCAGGGCGGCCAGUGGUACGCCGAGAAGAAGGAGCUGGAUGAGUACGACGAGAUCGAGAAGUCAGAAGAGCAGGCCAAGGGCGCUGCGAAGAAGAAGCAAUAG
Diaporthe amygdali is the source of this 657-nucleotide messenger RNA. RefSeq names its product er membrane protein sh3. Gene Ontology annotation, biological process: endoplasmic reticulum to Golgi vesicle-mediated transport. The record is from RefSeq and is a predicted model, not a curated record. The transcript is spliced from 2 exons. Gene Ontology annotation, cellular component: endoplasmic reticulum membrane. NCBI's taxonomy places the organism in Eukaryota, Fungi, Ascomycota, Sordariomycetes, Diaporthales, Diaporthaceae. The coding region runs from base 1 to 657 and encodes 218 amino acids.